Enhydra lutris kenyoni (northern sea otter) is the source of this 954-nucleotide messenger RNA. RefSeq names its product basic salivary proline-rich protein 2-like. The transcript has a single exon. Bases 1 to 954 code for a protein of 317 amino acids. Lineage: Eukaryota; Metazoa; Chordata; Mammalia; Carnivora; Mustelidae. The record is from RefSeq and is a predicted model, not a curated record.
AUGACCCAUAGCCACAGCCAAGCCAACAUCAGGUCCCACAUCCCGCCACUCACUGUACAACUCAGUCCCCCAACCACUGGGACAAAAACUGAGGCGCAGAGAAGCCAGAGAACCAUCCCUCCACCCGCCACUGUACUCUCCAUCGCACCCCUCCACGCUUGCACCGUUCCUGCGGGACCUCAAGCUGCAAAUCCCUCUGGUCACAGCAGGCCCUGGAAAGAGGCCCUUCCCGUGGGGUCAGAGCGCCCCCUGUCCCCUGCCCGGUGGACGCACAGCCGGCCCUCCCUUGCCAAGUCGGUCACCGACCCCGCGCGGAAGCCCGCGGGAGCCCAGGCUGCUCGGGACCCCGCACCUCUGCGCAGUAAAGAAAAGGGGUGCAGAGGGGUGCAGCGGGCGGCGCCUGGGCUCUGGGAGGGUGGAAGCGAUUCGCAGAGCCCCGACAAGCCAGAAGGUCGAGCCCUAGAGCCACGCGUAGGCGCCCGGGGUCCCCACGGCAACGCGCUCGGCUCUGCGGGGAGCAGCCGCGGGAGCUUGCUUUCUACGUUUUCCAGCCCCCUACAAGGAGCAUAUUUCACUGGAAUAAAACAAGGAUCCCGAAAGCACACCGCAUUCCGCGCGCGGCCACCGCCGCCCCCGGACCUCCCGCACCGCCCCGGCUCUGCCGCGCAGGGACCCUGGGAGCGCCGGCGACCCCCGGGCCACCCCGGUCACUCCCCCACCCCCCACCCCGGGCCGGCGCAGUCCCCGGGCCCCCAGCGCUCGCGCGGGGCGCGGAACCCCGAGGUCGGGUCCGGGGAGCAAAACUUUGCAGACAGCGCCCCCUGCCGCCCCGAGAGGCCCCGGGCCCCGAGCCCGCAUGAGGCUCGGGCCAAACCCGGUUUUGCCGAGCGGUGCUGCAUCCUGGGGAUGAGCCCUGUCCUGCGCCCGCAGCUCGAAGCCCCUCCUCCGCGCUAA